Messenger RNA from Nicotiana attenuata, 1462 nucleotides. RefSeq names its product BURP domain protein USPL1-like. Bases 135 to 1289 code for a protein of 384 amino acids. The transcript is spliced from 2 exons. The record is from RefSeq and is a predicted model, not a curated record. Lineage: Eukaryota; Viridiplantae; Streptophyta; Magnoliopsida; Solanales; Solanaceae.
CAACUUGUAGUAUUAAUAAUUGUGAUUUGAUCGUCCAAUAAUUUCUGCAUUCUUAUCCUUGUUUGUUCAGUCUACAUCUCUACUAUUAUCUACUACAAGAAACUUUCUGAAGGACUCAAACAAAAGAAAAAAUAAUGGAUCUUAAGCUUGGUGCUUGUAUUCUCUCCCUGAAUCUCCUGAUUCUGUUGGUUACUUAUGGAACUGAAGCUAGGAAAAUGGCUGAAAGAAACAAUGUUGUUGUCCAAAAGACUGAUGUCUUUUUCUGGAUUUAUGAUAACCAAGGAGAAAAUGGUUAUCACAAAACACCUAAAGAGAAUGAACAAGUUCAUUCAUUAUCAAAUAACAAGGAUCUUGAAAACAAGGAUGAUACUUAUUACUUGAUAUACAAUAAACAAGGUGAAAAUAUUCAGCAGCAAAAUGGCAAGAUCAAGAAAGAGAAUGGUCAAGUUCAUUUAUCAUCAAAUAACAUGGAUUUCAAAAACAAGGUUGAUAAUUAUAUUCGGAUAUAUGAUAAACAAGGAGAAAAUAAUCAGCAGAAAACCAAAAAAGAGAAUGUCCAUAUCCAUUCAUCUUCCCACAUGGAUCACAUUGAUCCUUCUCUAAGAGUUUUCUUCCUUAUGAAUGAUCUAAAGUUGGGGAAAGCAAUGACUGUUUCCUUCCCAAGAAGGGAUCUUUCUUCUUCUUCUCCUAAAUUCUUGCCCAAAGAAGAAGCUGAUUCAAUUCCAUUUUCACUAAAGGAACUUCCAAACCUUCUUCAACGUUUCUCGUUCUCUCAAAACUCUCCACAAGCUAAAGCUAUGGAAGAUACAUUAAAAGAAUGUGAGGUUCCACCUAUAAAGGGAGAGACAAAGUAUUGUGCCACAUCCUCAGAGGGAAUGCUUGAUUUUGUACAAGGAAUUAUGGGAGAAAAUACUCAAUUCAAAGUUCUAUCGACAACUCAUUUCUCAAAUUCAACUCCUCUGCUUCAAAAGUAUACUAUUUUGGAUGCUCCUCAGGAAGUUGCAGCUCCUAAGAUGGUGGCAUGUCAUACCAUGCCUUACGCUUACGCGAUUUUCUACUGUCAUUAUACAAUUAGUAAGAGCAAGGUGUUCAAGGUUUCAUUAGGUGGUGAAAAUGGUGAUACAGUGGAAGCAAUUGCUGUUUGUCAUUUGGAUACCUCUGAAUGGAGUCCAUCUCAUGUAUCUUUCCGUUUGCUCAGUAUAUUACCAGGAACAUCACCUAUCUGUCACUUUUUUCCAUCCGAUAAUCUAGUUUGGGUUCCAAAAAUUGCUACUGUACAAGAGCUUUGAAAGAUCAGUUACACCAUUUUGGCAGUAGCUUUUACUUCUCUAGUGCCUUAUCUGUUAUUGCUUGUAUGAGUACAAAUAUUUGUAUGUAUCUUUUCAUGUUUUUCUGGUGUACCUCUGGUUUAGAUUUCUCUCCACUAGUGGGAUCUUAAUAAAACAAUAAGAUUUUCUAGAAA